Bombyx mori (domestic silkworm) is the source of this 4954-nucleotide messenger RNA. RefSeq names its product heterogeneous nuclear ribonucleoprotein L (gene sm). Gene Ontology annotation, cellular component: nucleus. NCBI's taxonomy places the organism in Eukaryota, Metazoa, Arthropoda, Insecta, Lepidoptera, Bombycidae. The record is from RefSeq and is a predicted model, not a curated record. The transcript has 16 exons. The coding region runs from base 108 to 1616 and encodes 502 amino acids. Gene Ontology annotation, molecular function: mRNA binding. Gene Ontology annotation, biological process: mRNA processing; regulation of RNA splicing.
UCCAUUCAUUCAAUCAGUCUGGACGCGGCCACCCAAGGAGGAGGGUUUGUCGUUUACAAUUCUACCAAAACGGGUUUCGGUGUGAUUAGUGUUUUGUUUUGUUGUGCAUGAUGGCUUACAACGGUAGUGGUGAAAAAAGACUACGUGCAGGUAGCGACCUGGAUGUUGAAAGGAGCAACGGCAACAACUACAUGGCCGGCGAGCCAUGCCGCAAACGAAAGCUGCCGGCGCGGCCGAACCACAUACUGCUCUACACCAUCAUCAAUCCGGCAUAUCCCAUCACUGUGGACGUAAUACACACAAUAAGCACCCCGCACGGACAAGUGCAAAGGAUCGUCGUCUUCAAGAAGAAUGGCGUGCAGGCGAUGGUUGAGUUUGAAAGCGUGGAAUCAGCGACGAGAGCAAAAGAAGCACUACACGGCUGCGACAUAUACUCGGGAUGCUGCACACUCAAAAUUGAAUUCGCUAAGCCCGAAAAAUUGAACGUGUUCAAAAACGACCAGGAGAGCUGGGACUACACAUUAUCCGAGGACUUGCAGCCGGUACAGAGGAGCGCCCCGCUUCUGCAGUCACCGCAGUACACAGGUGGACGACCCCAGCCUUACAAUCCAAACUCGACACCAUCCCAGGCUACCACCAGAUGCUGCAGUGAAGAUUCGUGCAGUCAACACAGCCAGCACUCGUGCGAACAAACCCACAAUGAUAUGGACUAUGGAAGCGGUGGGCCUCCACCUCCGGGGAUGAUGAAGGAACGACAUGGGCCGCCACCGCCACAUCAUCCUCGUGACGGUCGCGGUUACGGGCCUGAAGGUUACGGUGGCGAGGGUUUCGUUCCGCCACCCCCGAUGCAUCACCCGUCGAUGGCACCACAAAACCAGGGCGGACCACCACAGCAGGGAGCGGUCAUGAUGGUGUACGGACUUGAUCCUCAGACUGCGAACUCGGAUAGACUUUUCAAUCUGUGCUGCCUGUAUGGUAAUGUUGUGCGGAUAAAAUUCUUGAAAACAAAGGAAGGUACAGCCAUGGUUCAAAUGGGUGAUGGUGUCUCGGUGGAACGUUGUGUCCAGAACCUGAACAAUGUCACCGUCGGAGAUUACACUUUGACUUUGGCUUUUUCAAAACAAGCGUACCUGUCAGAAGUGAUGAACCCGUAUCCGCUCCCCGACAAGAGUCCUUCGUUCAAAGAUUACGUGGGUAACAAGAACAAUCGCUUCUUAACGCCGGCCUCUAUACACAAGAACAGAAUACAACCACCCUCUAAGGUGUUGCAUUUCUUCAACACGCCCCCAGACGUGUCUGACGAACAGCUGCUGCAAGUGUUCAAGGACUACGGAGUGACGCCGCCCCAUACUAUCUCCAAAUUUCCGCUCAAAAGUGAGAGAUCAUCAUCAGGACUGAUGGAGUUUCAGAACAUUUCGCAGUCUGUCAUGGCGAUCAUGGCAUGUAAUCAUGCGACCAUACAGCAUCCUGGUGCAAAAUUCCCGUUCGUCAUGAAACUGUGUUUCUCCUCGUCCCGACAAAUCGGACAGGGCAAGGGUUUGAAGUCUGAUCAGAAUCAGAACCAGAACCAGCGGCAAGCCCAGAACAACGGCAUGGUCGAGCACGAAUACUAUUAAACGGAGAAGCGGCGCAGAACACAAACUCACACAUAUCAAGACGGAAGGCAACACACACACACUGACCACUACGAGUUUCAGGGGGAGGGGGGAGGGGAGAUUUGCCUGUGCAUAGAAUUACAGAUUCAAAACUUUCCAGCAGAAAAAAGUGUUUUAAAAAAAAAAACCGCAAAGGCAAAAUCUAUAAUAAUUCCUUAUUUUUAGAAUUUUGUGAUCUAGAUCACUCUUAUAAAGACAUUAACAGUUAGUUUCUUUUGUCUAUGUUGUAAUUAUUUAGACACAAAAUAACAUGUUAUCAUAUUAUAUUUCUUAAUUACACAUAUUACAUUUCCAUUUAUUUUAUUUUCAUUUUUUUUUCUUUUGUGUUUUUUUUCAUUUAUGUAUCUAUAAACUUUUUUUUGGAGCUUCGCUCCGUUGAGUGCAUUGAGCAUUUUGUUUUAUGACUUAGCUUUAUUGGAUAAGAAGUUAUUCCCAAUUUAAUUUGUGUAAUUUAUUAGAUUUAGUUUAAAGCUUUUCUUUUUAAAAUAAUUAGUACGAAAACCAUUUUCAAAGUUCAGUUGUUUUUGUAUUCGUAGGAGGGCGGGAGCAAAAUACAAAUGUUUUUUUUUAUUUUUUAUUGAUUUAUCGGUAAUCGGCCUGUCGAGCACACGAUAGUUUCUUUGAGCAUUGCCUUGGUGAUUCAGUUUCUGGUAACACUUCGCAAUCGGACACGACAUACGGAGAAAAAAAUGUCGCGUGUUGACGCUUUCUCGCGGCUGGCAACCCUCGCGUUGUUGCAGAACGAUUGCUUUCAAAUCGUUUGCCUGUCGCUUUAAACUUAUAAGACUAUACAAGAGGGUGAUUUUGCUCUAUUCGGCGAUACAUACAGAGUAUAAAAUUUACAGAAAAAUAAAUUAAAAAAAAUGUUGUAUCUCUAUUUAUGAAUUUUGAAGUUAUACUUCUUUAGGCGCGUUAUGAAAAAUUGAUGAGAGUGAAAUUUUACGAUGCGCGCGCACCGGUACACAAAAUUAAGAGAAUGAAGUUGCCCACUAAAUCGCUCAGUACAAUACGACCGACGUAACUUGGCGAGUCUGAAUAUAGCCGCAGGUGAACUUUCGCGCAUGUACACUAGUAAAAAAAGUGUUAUUAGCAUUAAUUUUUUAAACGUUAAAUAUUUAUUAUUAAUUAUUUAACAUUUAAAAAAAAAAAUUUUUUUUUUAGUAAAAACAAAGUAUAACUUACGCGCGUACAUAAGUACACGCACCCUUUUUUAUUUUUAAUGCGGAAUGGGUUUCGGUUUUUGCACGUUUCUUUAUUUAUUUUUGCACAAGUCUCGUGUUUUUUUGUUUUUUAUUUUUUUGUUAAACCAAUCGUCGAUUGUCUCUUAGUUUCGUAUCGCCCCGCCGUACCAUACGAGAACUAUCUGUAAGCGAAUAGUUUAGCACUGUAUUAGUAUAAAUAGUAAGUGUCGUUGGAAUGUCAAUUAUAUUUGAUUAGUAUUGAGAGGAGCGCGGUAAAACGGAUUUUCUAAAAAAAAAAAGAAAAAAACUGGUAGCCUCGUAAAUGUUUUUUCUUUUGUCUUCUGUUUUUAUCUUCUUAAAAGAUUAGACUAAGGAUUCCCGGCUGAGUAACGAAACACCAGGGAUGUGCUAUCUUGAAAUUUUUUUUUUUUCGUUCUAUUUUUAGAUUAGACUUUUGUGCUGUGUGUCGUGUUCUCGUCUGUGGUGCUGUUUAUGUGAUUACAUCAAUCGUAAAUAACUUUUGACUUAGUUCAUUUGAUAAAUUAUCAAUUUUACGUAAAGAAUUCCAGAUCGCAAAUUUUGGCAUUGCCCGAUGUUUCACUCGACCAGCACACACCAUUUCUCAUUCAGUUACAAUAUGACUAAUGAUAUCAGUAAAUGUUUGAUAAUCCUAUUAUAAUAUAUGGUUGGGAAAUCGGAUCUAAAUACAAAUAAAAAGAUUUCAAAUACAUUCAGAAUAGAGAAAUCCUGAUGUUCUCAUCGUGGCCCUGACGACAAAUCGCGUGUCAAAUCUAUAUAAACAGUAUUACAGACUAAAAAAUAAAUAAACAAACAAACAUAGAUCUCUAAAUAGCUGAAUUAAAUUGGUGUUGUCAUUAAAGUAAAUCUUUAAAAAAAAAAACUAGAUGCAUAUCUUUUUGUCUAGAGAUAUUUUGGAUUGAGAAAAAAAAAACACUUUAAUGUAUCAUAAACUUUUUAGGCGUUAGGAUUUGAUGUCGUGUUAGCGUUAUUGUUUUUCUUGUUAAAAGUGAAAAUGGCGGGUCGAAUGUAUAUGAGAAAGUAUUAAAAUGAUUUUAAAGGAGAAUCUAGUAUCCAGUUGUGAUGACGUGACAAUUUGACACAGAACCUGUCGAUUGUAUUGUUUUUUUUUUAAAUGUAUCGCACAUCGAGAAGGAAAGUGACAAGUAAAGAAAAUUUCCAAGAACUGGCAACAUUUCAAAACAAUUGCCGUUUUGGAAUGAAUGAGAAAGUUUCGAAUUAAUUUGAGGUCACUUUUUUUAUUCGAUGUGUCGUCACAUACAUCAAACAAAAAUGACGACGCUUCACAAGAAUAACACAAGAAAUGGCACUCUCGCGUAUUUCAUAAUAAGAUAAUGUAAUUUUUUUUUUCUCUUAAUUAGACACGAGUAACUAGUUGUAGUUACAUUGUAAACAUUAAAUACGUGUCAACACAACAAAUAUUCUUUCAUUUCAAAACACAUGACGGUAAACGUGUUACUUAAUGUAAAGAGAAUAUUAAAAACUAAAGAGAUUUAUAUUAAAAUUUGUAACACUUUUGUCGUCGACUGUACACAACUAUCCCACACACGACCUUUUUUAUAGCAAACGUUCACGAUUAUACUUUACACGUGAAAGGAGCAUUUCUACUUUUUUUUUUAAUAUCACAAUCGACAUUUACAAUGAAUGGAGCAUUUAUCAUGCAUUAAAAAAAGCUAACCGAUUUGUUGUCUCUUUCGCACUAUAGACAUUUUUGGUUUGUUUAAAAGAAACAGAUCUACUCAUGUUCACAAUAACUGCAAUUAAAAGGCUUCAGAAUACAAAAUUAAUGAAAGUAAACAUUUUAAUUAAACGCAAGCAAAGUAAUUACUAAGUGCCAUUAAAGAAACUUGCUCAAUACUUUUUUUCACGACUAAGGCACAGAUAUUAUGCACGAAUUAUUAAAAAAAAAAAAACACAAAUUAAUUAUUAAUAUAAUUGUAAAGAUUAAGGGAGGUUGUAAAUAGUUUAAUCUCCAUUAUGUUUUUAUUAAUUUUAAUUGUAAAUUAUGUACUAGGAAGCUGCACUUGAAACGCAAAAAGAAUGUAAAUUGUAUAGAAAUAAACAAUGUUUUCGACUGUC